CAUGGAAGAACCUAAUCUCAUAAGCUCGAAAGUCGAGCAAAUAAUCGUAGCAUCCAAAAAUCCCAUCAAGAUCUCAGCAACUCUCAAAGGUUUCCAAGCCAUGUUCCCAACCAACACCUACACCGCCAAAGGCAUCAGUGUCCCCUCAGGCGUCGCCGACCAACCCUUCACCAGCCAAGAAACCCUCCAAGGCGCACUCAAUCGUGCUCAAAACGCGCGGGAACAAGAACCAGAGGCCGAUUACUGGAUUGGACUCGAGGGUGGAGUCGAAGACACGCCUGAGAAGACAGCGGGAUCGCUGGAGCUGUUUGCCUGGAUCGCGGUCAUUGGGAAGGGAGGAAAGAUUGGAAAGGCGAGAACGGGAUCGUAUUAUUUGCCUGAGGAGAUAGCGAGGUUGGUGAGAGGUGGGAUGGAGUUAGGACCUGCGGAUGAUUUGGUUUUUGGGCAGACGAAUUCGAAGCAGGGGGAUGGGAAUGUGGGGUUGUUGACUGGAAAUGCUGUAUCUAGGGAGACGGCUUAUGUUCCUGCUGUUGUGAUGGCUUUGAUUCCGUUUAGGAACCAUACUCUCACUUUCUGAUGGGUUUGGAGAAGUCAGCCCUUAGUGAAUACCAGUGUGGUAUAGCGUCGUCUUGAGUGGUGAUUCAAGAAUCUUCUUGGAUUAUUGGUGUUGAUUCACAGCGUCCUAGUUGACUGGCUUGGAUAGACCUCAAGUCUUUGCAUAUAACUCCCCUGGACCAUGUCGAGUACUAAGUUCGACAUCUACACCCAUAUCGCACUUCCACAAUCAUGGACACUUCCAAAAUCCAUACACCUGGUCCUGUCGCUAAAGAUGAAUUCCAGAUCAGUGGUCUCAAGCCGCUUCAUACAAUAUCCAGGCCAUCUCAGAUGCGAUCGUCGAGUUCCUCACACCUCUGUAUCGUUCAGCCCCCAAGAGUACUUGCUCUCCUCAGAACAGCACACCAAGGUUCCACUUGAUCGAGACGAGACAAGGCCAUUCAGCGUUUUCGCAAUCGAGAUUCAUGGCAUCGAGGUGUUUUGAGUGAGGAUCCCGACGAGCAGCUAGAAGAUCUCAAUAAGUUUUUCAAUAUCUUUAACGACGUUUUCUUCAACGGACUGCUCACUGAGAUAUGUAAAGUUGAGAUCGUCUCGCAAUUCAUCAUGCAGUGACGUCUCCGUGGACCCAGUGCAGGAUGUUGCUUCACGACCGUUCCAGGCACGAAGAAUGGGAGAUUUGCGGGACCGACAGAAAGGAACUGCUCAAGGAAAAUCUCGAGACUUUGCUGCUGUUGAACGGUACACGGGAGUAGACCUUGAAAAGGGGUAAGUAAAUGAUUGAUUGCC
Molecule: messenger RNA, 1341 nt
Organism: Cadophora gregata
Lineage: Eukaryota; Fungi; Ascomycota; Leotiomycetes; Helotiales; Ploettnerulaceae
Exons: 2
Coding region: 2-577 (191 amino acids)
Biological process (GO): thiamine metabolic process
Molecular function (GO): ribonucleoside triphosphate phosphatase activity
Source: RefSeq, a predicted model, not a curated record